This is a messenger RNA of Paecilomyces variotii, 937 nucleotides long. RefSeq names its product ulp1 protease family protein. The transcript is spliced from 8 exons. NCBI's taxonomy places the organism in Eukaryota, Fungi, Ascomycota, Eurotiomycetes, Eurotiales, Thermoascaceae. Gene Ontology annotation, biological process: proteolysis. The coding region runs from base 135 to 914 and encodes 259 amino acids. The record is from RefSeq and is a predicted model, not a curated record. Gene Ontology annotation, molecular function: cysteine-type peptidase activity; deNEDDylase activity.
UGACUGUCCGCAAUUCCGCAAAGUACUCUGGGUGCAAGGAAGCCAAGUGCUGGGAACACUCGCAUACGAAACAUAGUCACCUGCACGCCCGUCCUCCGAUAACACACCGAGCAAGCAAAACGAGGAAACAGAAGAUGCGGGACGGAGGGCUUGGUAAGCUGCAGAAGCGGAUGAUGGGGCGUCUCGGAGAGUCGUUGCAUCCGGAUGACGCAUAUCUGAGCUAUUACGAUAUUCGCCUAACGAGAGAGGACAUUCAAACGCUUAAGAAUGACUGGUUGACGGACAAUGUGAUUUCUUUCUGGGAAGAAUAUCUUGAACGGGAGUUCUUGACUCAGUACAAAAACUCAAAUAUUGUCCUCCUUCGUCCUAGCAUGUCUUUCAUGCUGCUCCAGACGCCCGAUCCUCGCACACUCCGCGACGCCCUACCGAACUUCUCUCGAACAACGCAUGUGUUUCUCCCCAUUAACGACUGCCAUAAUGCCAACGAGGCGGAAGGUGGUACCCACUGGUCUCUACUCCUGAUAUCGAUUGUCGAUGGCAUCGCAUUCCAUUACGAUUCGCUUCCUCCUGGCAAUCGGUGGGAAGCUUAUCAAGUGACGAUGAAAUUCAGUGCUCUAUUAAAUAGACCCAUACGCUUCAUCAAUCUGGAUGACUCGCCCAUCCAGGAGAACAGCAGUGACUGCGGCGUUUUCGUUUGUCUGAGCAUGCGACAUCUUCUACUGAAAAGGCUUCUAAUGGCAAAUUCAAAUGAGAAAGUCAGCAUGAGCCUAGGAGGAAAGAAGAUUGACGCAUCUUCCGGGAGGAAAGAGAUCGCAAAAAUAAUCGAAGGUUUCCGAAAAGAAGGCGAAAGACGGAGAUCAGGUAGUGCAAGUCCAGCAGGGAAAAAGUCACGGAGUCCUCCAAGGAUUGAAUGACCAAACCAACUUCUGUCGUUGUU